CCCCGCCGUCCACUUGGUGCGGUCCAUGGCGAGCACAUCAUGGCGAUUGAAGGUGGAGAGAGAACCUGUGGAGUGCAUGAACUUAUCUGUAUUAGAAAAGUAUCUCCAGAAGCAGUUGGAUUUUUGUCAGCUGUUGGGGUGUUUAUUAUCUUGAUGCUGCUCCUUUUUCUCUAUAUUAAUAAGAAGUUCUGUUUUGAAAAUGUUGGAGGGUUUCCAGAUCUUGGUUCAGGAUAUGAUACAAGGAGGAAUUCACAAGAUAAAAUGUAUAAUUCCUAUAUGGAUAAAGAUGAGUGUGGUUCAUCCUCUGAAAGUGAAGAUGAAGCACUGGGUAAAUAUCAAGAGGCCUUAUCCAGAACACACAAUUCUAGACUACCACUGGUUGAUUCUAGACAGACAAACUAUGGCUGGGAAACAAGGCAAAAAUACAGUCCUUUAUCGGCAGAGUAUGAUGGAUACAGCAGUGAAGCAUCAAUAGAUGAAGGAAACUGCAUCCAGAGGAUGAGAAGAACGCCCCCACUGGAUGAACUGCAGCCACCACCCUAUCAGGAUGACAGUGGUUCUCCCCAUCUCUCAUGUACACCCUCAGAAAUUGGGGACAGUAAAUGUGAAUUUUCCCACUGCAACAACAGUCCAAGAUGCUCAUGCAACAAGUGCCCAAGUGAAGGGAGCACAGGUCAUGAAAUAGAAAGCUAUCAUAAUAAAGGAUACGAAGAAGAUGUUCCAAGUGACAGCACUGCAGUCCUGAGCCCAGAAGACAUGUCAGCUCAAGGAUCCUCUUCACAGCUUCCUAAACCUUUUGAUCCUGAGCCAGAAGCUAAAUAUGGCACCCUGGAUGUGACUUUUGACUAUGACUCACAAGAACAGAAGCUUCUGGUAACAGUGACAGCUGUCACAGACAUCCCAACAUAUAACAGGACAGGUGGCAACUCAUGGCAAGUACACCUUGUUCUUCUACCUAUAAAGAAACAGAGAGCAAAAACCAGCAUCCAGAGAGGACCUUGCCCUGUCUUCACAGAAACAUUCAAAUUCAAUCAUGUUGAAUCUGAGAUGAUUGGAAAUUAUGCAGUUCGGUUUAGACUGUAUGGUGUACAUCGCAUGAAAAAGGAAAAGAUUGUGGGGGAAAAGAUUUUUUAUUUAACAAAAUUGAAUCUUCAAGGGAAAAUGUCAUUACCUGUAAUACUGGAACCUUCUUGCAAUCAUUCUGGCUGUGACUCCCAAAUGAGCGUGUCAGAAAUGUCGUGUAGUGAAAGUACCUCCUCAUGUCAUUCUCUGGAACACGGCUCAGUUCCGGAAAUUCUCAUUGGCCUGCUUUAUAAUGCCACAACUGGACGAUUAGCAGCAGAAGUGAUAAAAGGCAGCCACUUCAAAAACUUGGCAGCAAACAGACCACCCAAUGGACUGUUCUGUUGUCUAAAACACUUGAUAGGUGGACAGGUUUAUAUAAUCCGAGAUACAUAUGUUAAGUUAACACUACUGAAUUCCAUGGGUCAAGAGAUGUCCAAAUGCAAGACAUCCAUCCGCAGAGGGCAGCCAAAUCCCGUGUACAAGGAAACUUUCGUUUUUCAAGUGGCUCUAUUUCAACUUUCUGAUGUGACACUGAUACUGUCUGUGUAUAACAAACGCAGCAUGAAAAGAAAGGAGAUGAUAGGCUGGAUUUCUUUAGGUCUGAACAGCUCUGGAGAAGAGGAACUCAAUCACUGGACUGAAAUGAAAGAGUCAAAAGGACAGCAAGUAUGUCGAUGGCAUGCAUUACUAGAGUCGUGAUGGAUAGGAUAAACAGGAAAUUGAUCCAAGGCAGCAUUAUUUCUGAUUACAACCCUGCUGUUUUGACCUGGUCACCAUGAGAA
Molecule: messenger RNA, 1847 nt
Organism: Dipodomys spectabilis (banner-tailed kangaroo rat)
Lineage: Eukaryota; Metazoa; Chordata; Mammalia; Rodentia; Heteromyidae
Gene: Syt14
Product: synaptotagmin 14
Exons: 9
Coding region: 40-1764 (574 amino acids)
Source: RefSeq, a predicted model, not a curated record